AUGUCCGAUGGUUGGACAGAUGGGAAAAAGCGACAUCUUAUUAACUUUUUGGUGAAUUGUCCGAAAGGGUCAGUUUUCUUGAAGUCUGUAGAUGCGUCAAACAGAACCAAUGAUGCUGAUUUCAUACGUGAGCUUGUAAAGGAGGUAAUUGAAGAUGUCGGGAAAGAAAAUGUGGUUCAAUUCAUUACUGACAAUGGUUCAAAUUUUAAAAAGGCUGGGAAAGAUUUAAUGCUUGAAUACCCGAAUCUAUUUUGGACUCCUUGUGGUGCUCAUUGUGUCCAGUUGAUGCUAGAAGAACUUGGUGACAAGCUUAUGCGAAUCAAGACAGCCGUCAUUCUAGGUAAAAGACUUGUUACUUACAUUUAUGCUCAUUUUCAAGUAUUGUGCUUGAUGAGGGAGUUGACACGUGCAGACUUACAUAGGUCUACAAAGACUAGAUUUGCAACUCAGUAUUACACACUAAAAAGUCUUCAAAAGUAUAAAACUCCUUUACAAAUGGUGUUUGUGAAUGAUAGGUGGGCAAAAACUAGAUUUUCAAAAGAAACUCUUGGAAUUAAUGCACUUAAAAUUGUUACAAGUAGCACAUUUUGGGAAGAUGUUGAUUAUGCUUGUAGUGUGCUGAAGCCUUUAGUUAAGGUUGUAAGGUUGGUGGACAUCGAGCGCAAACCUACAAUGCCUUCUUUUUAUGAUGCAAUGAGGAUAGCAAGGAAUCAACUAGAGGAGAAAUUCAGUGAAGAUGAUGAUACGUGGGGUGUAAUUAAGGCUUGCUUUGAGAAAAGAUGGAAGAAUAACUUUAAUCAUGCUCUACAUCGUGCGGCAUACUAUUUGAAUCCUUCCAUAUUCUAUACUAUUGAAGCUUAUGAAAUGGAUAGUGAUCCAAAGUACAUAUAA
Papaver somniferum (opium poppy) is the source of this 891-nucleotide messenger RNA. RefSeq lists its product as uncharacterized. The record is from RefSeq and is a predicted model, not a curated record. The coding region runs from base 1 to 891 and encodes 296 amino acids. Lineage: Eukaryota; Viridiplantae; Streptophyta; Magnoliopsida; Ranunculales; Papaveraceae. The transcript has a single exon.